This is a messenger RNA of Sclerotinia sclerotiorum 1980 UF-70, 2028 nucleotides long. RefSeq lists its product as hypothetical. Lineage: Eukaryota; Fungi; Ascomycota; Leotiomycetes; Helotiales; Sclerotiniaceae. The record is from RefSeq and is a predicted model, not a curated record. The coding region runs from base 1 to 2028 and encodes 675 amino acids. Gene Ontology annotation, cellular component: nucleolus. Gene Ontology annotation, molecular function: chromatin binding. The transcript has a single exon. Gene Ontology annotation, biological process: DNA replication initiation.
AUGGCAAAAGUACCAGCAGUAAAGAGGCGCAAGCUUACACCUCCUCCAACAGAAGGGGAAGAUUCAUCGCCAUCGACUUUAGAGAAUGCGCCAAGUUCGAAUGCGUUUUUCAAGACGGCUUCAAAAUGGAAUUUAGAGCAAGAUUACGAAACGAGACCUCGGAAAGGCAAGAAGGAAAAGAAAGAAAGUACAAGGUUACCAAUCAAGACUAAGGAAGGAUUGAUUCAGCAGGUUGAAGCGCCAGUGGAGGUCAAUGAAGAAGAAAGUGAUUUGGAAUGGAUUGGCGCAGACGAUGUCGAGGAGGAUGAGGAACCCGAAGAGAAGGUUGAGGAAAAGCCUUCUGUGCCGAUCCGACAGCAGAUUAUGGAGGCCAAAGAAGAAUUAGCACGUAUAGCAUUGAUGUUGAAUGAGGAUCCGGAAGAAAAUGUGGGAGCAUUUAGAGCUAUAGCAGAAUUCGGGAAAUCGCAAAACCUUACGAUCAAGAAAUUAGCAUUGGCCACACAAUUAGCUGUUUACAAAGAUGUUAUUCCAGGAUACAGGAUAAGACCUUUAUCGGAAGAGAAUAUGGAAGAAAAAGUUUCGAAAGAAGUACGAAAAUUGAGAGCAUACGAACAGGCUCUUGUGGGUGGAUAUCAAGGAUAUGUGAAGGAGUUGGCUAGGCUUGUAACUUCUGGGAGACCCCAGAAUAAGAGUGAUGGUGGCGCGAGCCUGUCAACGGUUGCCAUAUCCUGUGCUUGCGCAUUAUUAGAAGCUGUACCCCAUUUCAAUUUUCGAUCGGAUCUAUUGAAGAUAUUGGUAGGAAAGCUUAGUACAAGACAGGUGGACAAUGAAUUCGUGAAGUGUCGAGAGACCAUCGAAACAUUGUUCAAGAAUGACGAUGAUGGGACCUCAUCCUUGGACGCGGUAAAUAUUUUGACGAGAAUGAUGAAAGGGAGAGGAUACAGAGUGGACGAAAGCGUAUUGAAUACCUUCUUACAUUUGAGGUUACUGUCGGAAUUUUCUGGAAAAGCCUCUACGAAUCAUGUCGAGCAUGAGGAAGACAGCUUUGGAGGCAAGAAACUUAAGGAGAAGAGAGUAUUUCGUACCAAGAAGGAGAGAAAAUUGAUGAAGGAGCGCAAAGCAGUUGAAAAAGAGAUGAUUCAAGCCGAUGCAACAGUCAGCCACGAAGAUCGAGAGAGAAUGCAAUCGGAAACCCUGAAAUUGGUGUUUGUGACAUAUUUCCGCAUUCUGAAAGUUCGCUCCCCAUCUCUUAUGGGCGCUGUACUUGAAGGUUUAGCAAGAUACGCUCAUCUCAUCAAUCAAGAUUUCUUCGGUGAUCUUCUGGAAGCGCUUAAGGACCUUAUUGGUCAUGCUGAGACAGGAGAUGAUGUCGAGGAAACCGAAGCAGAAGAUGAGGAUUCAGAAUCCUCCCGCAAUCUCACCCGUGAAUCUCUCCUUUGCAUCAUCACCGCCUUCGCUCUUCUCGAGGGUCAAGAUGCCCACAAAGCUCAAGCAUCGCUAAGCUUAGAUUUAAGCUUCUUCAUCACUCAUCUCUACCGCACUUUACACGCCCUCUCCCUCAACCCUGAUAUCGAACUUUGCUCCAAAUCCCUUCAUCUACCAGACCCCAAUGCACCCUCAACCUCCAACAACAAAGUUAACAUCCAAACCACCACCGUCCUCCUCCUCAAAUCCCUCUCAUCUGUCCUCUUACCUCCUCUGGCCGCACGCGCAGUCCCACCUCUCAGAAUUGCAGCUUUCACUAAACAACUUAUGACAUGUUCUCUUCAAUUACCUGAGAAAUCCGCUACGGCCAUGAUGGCUUUAUUAGGGAAAGUUGCGAAAAUUCAUGAGACCAAAGUCAAAAGCCUGUGGAAUACAGAGGAGAGGAAAGGUGAUGGAAUGUUUGAUGGAUGUAGUGCGGAAGUUGAAGGAAGUAACCCGAUGGCGAGUACGAUUUGGGAGGGAGAACUGCUGAGGUUGCAUUAUUGCCCUGCGGUUAGAGAAGGCGUGAAAGUGGUGGAGAAGAAUGUGAUUGGUUUGAGGUGA